Entrophospora candida is the source of this 433-nucleotide messenger RNA. NCBI's taxonomy places the organism in Eukaryota, Fungi, Glomeromycota, Glomeromycetes, Entrophosporales, Entrophosporaceae. The record is from the annotation of a GenBank genome assembly.
UAAAUGGAUUUUACCAACCAAAAAAGGCGUUGCAGAGAUUUUUCACCAAAACAUCAGUUCUAAUCAUGUAAAAAUCAAGAACAAAAAGAGACUAACACCUAUUGAAAAAGCAACAUUAAGAUAUGGAGCAUCCGGUAUAAUAGACCUAUCUGCAAACAUGAAAUCUUGGUUUACAAUGGAGGAAAGGGAUUUUAUGUUAAAAGAUCAUAAAAAUAUUCUGCAGAUUCCAAGUUUUCCAGAAGAUGUCGAAGAAUUUAUUUCAUCUAUUGAAAAAGUUUGUGAUGAUUCACAUACAGAAAUCGAUGUGAUAAUUAAGGCUUGUUGGUACAUUAUCGAGACACUGAUACAAUCUACUAAUAUAAGAACAAAAUGGGGAGAAUCUUACUGUCCGACCACUAAGAGUGCUGAAUACAAAAAUGGGCGAAGGUGUGAU